GGCGGUGCGGCGAGGAGCUGCAUGGCGCAGGGCGGAGUGCGGCGGGCGGCAGCCCUGGGCCUGGCGCUGCGGCUGCUGCUCGGCUUCGGGCUGGGCCUGCAGGCAGCCCCGACCCCGAUGCCGACCCAGGCCUUGGCCCAGGCCCCAGGCUCCUGCUCGCCCACCAGCUUCCAGUGCCGCACGAGUGGCUUCUGCGUGCCCCUCACUCUGCACUGCGACGGUGACAAGGACUGCCCCGACGGCAGCGAUGAGGAGGACUGCAGGAUCAAGCCUUGUGCCCAGGACGGAGAGUGCCGGCCACCCACUGGCAGCCCCUGCCCUUGCGACAAUGUCGAUGACUGCCGACAUGGCAUCCACGAGAACGGUCACAACUGCAGUUCCCAGCCCUGCCCGGCGGGGGAGCUCCGCUGCCUGCAGGGCGGUGCCUGUGUCCCACACACGUGGCUCUGCGAUGGCCAUCCCGACUGUCCCGACUCCAGUGAUGAACUUGGCUGUGGAACUGAGACCCUCCAGGAAGGGACUGCCACAUCCACGGGGAUCCCUGUGACCCCGCACAGUGUCCCCUCUCUCAGGAAUGUCACAGCCACCCCCACUGGGGACGAGGACUCCGUCCAGUCUGGAAACCGGAGUGCUUGUGGGGUUAUCGCAGCUGCGGUGGUGCUCAGUGCCGGUGUGGCCGCCAUCUCCCUGUUCGUGCUGUCCCGGCUCUGUGCCCGCGGGCGCCUGCACCCGCUGGGGCUGCUGCUGGUCAUGAAGGAGUCCCUGCUGCUGUCAGACAGGAAGCCCUCGCUGCUCUGAGGACGGGCUCUUGCCACCCAGGCUCCCGGCCCCGGAGCGGCGGCAGCUCUGGAGACCUGGUACGUCAU
Messenger RNA from Neogale vison (American mink), 866 nucleotides. RefSeq names its product CD320 molecule (gene CD320). The coding region runs from base 22 to 798 and encodes 258 amino acids. Lineage: Eukaryota; Metazoa; Chordata; Mammalia; Carnivora; Mustelidae. Gene Ontology annotation, molecular function: protein binding. The transcript is spliced from 5 exons. The record is from RefSeq and is a predicted model, not a curated record. Gene Ontology annotation, cellular component: plasma membrane.